This is a messenger RNA of Vitrella brassicaformis, 2582 nucleotides long. The record is from the annotation of a GenBank genome assembly. NCBI's taxonomy places the organism in Eukaryota, Vitrellaceae.
CGAGAGAGAAGAAAAUGGUGAGCCGUGCCACCCUCAGGACACACCAUAGUCGGCAUCUGAUGAAACGACGAUAAAUCUCUCCACUUCUGCAUCGGCAACCCGAACCAUUGCGUGUCUGCCUUGAAGUUGUCACGUGCUCUUUCGCCCAUGUGGAGUGAUCCUUCGGCAGGGCGCUCGGCGUCCCUCGCUGCCCCUCCCUCAUCGAGUGCGCAGGCUGCCAGCGGGCCGACGCCGGGCACGUCAGAUCCCGGGCCUUCGAGCAGCAGCUCAUCUGGGCCUCCCAAGAAGCCGCUGGUCAAGCUGCAGAGGUUCGGCGCAUGCUUUGCCAAGGAAGCCGUCGACCUCAGUGAGUCAGUCGGAAGGAGGAAGGAAGAACACUCGACAUGGGAUGAGUGGGUAUUACAGGGUUUUACCAUGUGGCCUGCCUGUGUGUCAUUUAGAUGAGCUGCGUGAGCUGUUGUGGUCUGGUGUGCCCGAUGAGGCGGAUCCCAGCGUAAGGGCCAAGGCGUGGCAACUCAUGCUGGUGAGUGAGCUUAGGAAGAGGGAGGGAGCCAAGAUCUAUGACGUUGCAACCGUCGAUGCAUUUGUUUGCUGUGUGUGCGCCUACCCUGCUUCACUCAGGGCUAUCUUCCUGUUCACGUGGAGAGGCAAGUCACAGGUGAGCGACAAGCAAGUGAAGUGUGUGGAUUGAUUGAUCGGAAGCACUCUCAUUCACUCACUGCAGGUCUCUCCAAGAAGAGGAGGGAAUAUCGGGAGCUUGUCAAGGUCAGACAGACAGAGCACACGGACGGCUGUGUGUGUGACUGAUGUAGACAAACACAACCAGCAGUGGGUGGGUGAUGGAUGUUCUGUGUGCAGGAUUACUUUGAGCGCUCGCCCGAGAUGAGAUCUGACAACGAGAACCAAAUACUCAGACAGGUCGGCAAUUGACCACUUCAUUACCACCGCCACCGCCACCAGCAGCAGCAGCAGCGGUUUUCCUUCUCCCUCUCUGUGUGAGUGUCGGCCAGAUCCGUGUGGACAUUCCUCGUACGAAUCCGGGUUUCAAGUUCUUCGGCGAUGCCGUCAUGCACGGCAUCAUGGAGAGGACGCUGUUCAUUUGGGCGCUCAGGAACCCUGCAAGCGGAUAUGUGCAGGUAGGUGCACUGCACACGGAGGAAGGGGAUAGACAGACCAUGGCAACAGAACUAAGACAUCCAUCCAUUUGUUGCGCCGGCCUGUGUGUGCAGGGCAUUAACGAUUUGAUCACCCCUUUCCUCGUGGUCUUUCUCGCCUCCUACCUCAACAAGAGAGGUACACACACAUUUCCUUCCCAUGGCGCGUGGCGUGUUGUGUGGUGAGCGAUCCACGUAUCCAUCCAUGCAUAUGUAUGUGUGUGCAGAUGAGGAUCUUCACGAGUUGGAGAUCAGUGAGGUGCCGUCCGAGGUGCUCGAGCACAUCGAGGCCGACGCAUACUGGUGCCUCUCAAAAAUGCUCGCAGACAUACAAGUCAGUCAGUCUCCCAGGAAGGAGGGGACAGCUGCCGGAAGGAAGCAGCGCACUCCGACCCUAUCGCCACAAAUGUUAUGCGUGCAUGUGUGUGUGUGUGUGUGUGUGGCUCAGGACCACUACACGUUUGGUCAGCCGGGGAUUCAGCGGAUGGUGCUGAGGCUCAAGGAGAUCGUCAAAAGAAUUGACGGUCGGUGGGCCGGCGACGCGACUCGCGCCACCGAUGCGAUGCACACACAUCUGCAUUGCUCUGUGUGUGUGCGGGUCAUAUAUCUGCGCAGAGGCGCUGUACGACCAUUUGACCAACAACGGGUUGGAGUUUCUCCAGUUCUCAUUCAGAUGGAUGAACUGCUUUCUAAUGAGGUAGGGAGGGACGACACACAGACUGACCAAUGAGGCAAAAGCCAAAGAUGCUCCCGUCUCUCUCUCUCUCUCUCUCUGUGUGUGUGUGUGUGUGUGUGUGUUGACUGACAGGGAGUUUCCGAUGCGUUGUGUGAUACGUCUGUGGGACACGUACAUAGCCGAGCAAGCCAGCGGCUUCUCCAACUUCCAUGUCUACGUAUGCGCAGGUGGGCAGGCGGCACACACAGAGGAGGCAGGCCGGCCGCUUCACAGAACAGACGGACGAUAGGUCGGUCUUUCCUCCUGUCCGUGUGUAUGUAUGUGUGAUUGGCAGUCUUCUUAGUUUACUGGGCUCCUCAGCUCAAGAUGAUGGACUUUCAACAGGUGGGUGCUUACACACUCGAUAGAUCUCAUAUGCCUGUCUGUCUAUCUGUCUGUCUGGGUGUCUGAGUGUAUGUCUGGGUGUGUCGCACGUCUUGUGUUGCGUGUGGUGCAGAUGAUGUUGUUCAUGCAGAAGUUCCCGACCGAGCAGUGGCGGCCGCAGCAAAUCGAAACACUACUCGCCGAGGCGUAAGCCAGCGCGCACACACACUGCCCAAAGCCCUCCCAUCCACUCCCUCCACUUAUGCACUCGUGUGUGUGAUAGGUAUGUGCUCAAGAGUUUGUUCCACUCGUCCCCCAAGCACCUCUCGUAAAGGCCGGCCUCCAGUGAGUCAGUGGCUGGCUCGCUGCGUGGCUGCGUGCGCGGGCGG